Messenger RNA from Sceloporus undulatus (fence lizard), 2647 nucleotides. It is a transcript of the gene BRF1, whose product is annotated as BRF1 RNA polymerase III transcription initiation factor subunit. The record is from RefSeq and is a predicted model, not a curated record. The transcript is spliced from 20 exons. Gene Ontology annotation, biological process: DNA-templated transcription initiation; transcription preinitiation complex assembly; transcription by RNA polymerase III. Lineage: Eukaryota; Metazoa; Chordata; Lepidosauria; Squamata; Phrynosomatidae. Gene Ontology annotation, cellular component: nucleus; transcription preinitiation complex; transcription factor TFIIIB complex. Gene Ontology annotation, molecular function: RNA polymerase III type 3 promoter sequence-specific DNA binding; TBP-class protein binding; RNA polymerase III general transcription initiation factor activity.
GGCUUCGCGAGAAGCGGCGCUGUUUUGCCGGCUGAGGCUCCUCCUGCUGCUCCUGCUCCUGGCUCUCGCCGGCAGAGGCCCGAGUGAGGAGGAGGCGGAGGGAAGGGAGCGGCUGCCGGCCAGUUGCCGGUGUUUCCCUUCGGAGGCGCCGCCGCCGCCGCCGCCGCCGCCAUCGCCAUGGCCAUGGCCAUGCCGGGGUCCCGUGCGUGCGGCGUGUGCGGGGGCUCCGAGAUCGAGGUGGACUCCGCCCGGGGCGACGCGGUCUGCACGGGCUGCGGGUCGGUGCUGGAGGACAACAUCAUCGUCUCCGAGGUCCAGUUCGUGGAGAACAGCGGCGGAGGGUCCUCGGCCGUCGGGCAGUUCGUCUCCCUGGACGCUGCAGGGAAGACACAAACAGUUGGAGGAUUUCAUGUCAACUUGGGAAAGGAAUCACGGGCACAGACUCUGCAAAACGGAAAACGUCAGAUUCAUCAUUUGGGAAACCAGCUUCAGCUUAAUCAGCACUGCCUUGAUACUGCCUUCAACUUCUUCAAGAUGGCAGUGAGCAAGCACUUAACCCGUGGGAGGAAGAUGACCCAUGUCAUAGCAGCCUGCCUCUACUUGGUGUGUAGGACAGAAGGCACCCCACACAUGCUGCUUGACCUCAGUGACCUCCUUCAGGUGAAUGUCUACGUCCUGGGGAAAACUUUUCUUCUGUUGGCCAGAGAGCUCUGCAUAAAUGCUCCAGCUAUAGAUCCAUGUUUAUAUAUUCCUCGCUUUGCACACAUGCUGGAGUUUGGCGAUAAGAACCAUGAAGUCUCAAUGACAGCUCUGAGGCUCCUGCAGCAGAUGAAGAGAGACUGGAUGCACACGGGGCGACGGCCCUCUGGCCUUUGUGGUGCAGCCAUACUGGAUUGCGGCAGAAUGCAUGAUUUUCGGCGCACUGUGAAAGAAGUCAUCGGGUGAGUUCAGCUGAAGAAAGCAUUACUCCGUAGGAGACUUACAGAGUUUGAAGAUACACCUGCAAGUCAGCUGACAAUAGAUGAGUUCAUGACAAUUGAUUUGGAAGAGGAAUGUGAUCCUCCUUCAUUUACAGCUGGUCAACGAAAGAUGAAGAUUAAGCAGCUUGAGAAGGAGCUGUCAAAAAAGCUGGAAGAGUUAGAAGGUGAAAUAACAAGCUACCAAGAUGAAAUAGAGAUUGAAUUAGAGAAUAGCAGGCCAAAAGCAAAAGGAGUUUAUGCAAAUUACGGUAAAGAUGAUUGUUUGGAAGAUAAUACCUUAAGUAUAUUUGGAGAGGAGGAAGGAGAAGAUGAAGAACUAGAAGCAGCUGCAAAUCAUUUAAACAAGGACUUUUACAGUGAAGUGCUUGAUAAAGACAGAUCACAGGAGAAAGAAAUUUCUGUAAGGCCGCCUGCCCUGGAAUCGCUUCUUGGCCCUCUCCCUACUGCAGCCAGUCUUGGGAUUACAGAAUCUAUAAAAGAGUGUAUAUUAACAAAGGAUCGAGAUCCCAAUGAAAAUACUGGAGAUGGUGAAUUGGAUCUAAGUGGAAUUGAUGAUUCUGAAAUAGAUAUGUAUAUACUUAAUGAUUCAGAAGCCAAAAUAAAAGCAGAACUGUGGAUGAGGGAGAAUGCAGAUUAUUUAAAGGAACAAAAGGAAAAAGAAGCAAGGAUAGCAAAAGAGAAAGAGCUUGGGAUUUAUAAAGAACACAAGCCAAAGAAGUCUGCAAAGAAACGGGAGCUGAUCCAGGCCAGCACAGCGGGAGAGGCGAUUGAAAAAAUGUUGGAACAGAAGAAGAUCUCGAGUAAAAUUAAUUAUAAUGUGUUAAGGGACCUCAACAGCAAAGGAGGGAGCACACCAAAGAAAGAUGAUGACAGCACUGAUGACAGCACCACCACCAAGAAGCUGUCAAGGAGAAAAUCUCUCCCAGCUCGGAAUGUGGCCAGCACUGUGAACAGUGUGGGGAAAAGGUUAAGACCCUUGAUUUCAACACAACUAGCAAAAAAGCCAGCAACUGAAGAGGCAGUCUUUCCAAGUACUCAAGCAGAAGCCCAAGAAGUCGAAAAACCAGCAAAUGUACUGGUAGAAACAGGACCUGUAUCAUACAAUCAUGAGGAGGAUGUGGAAGAAGAAGAAGUUGAAGAAGAGGAGGACCACUGUGUGAGCGCCCUUCAGUUAAUGGGUGGAAAUGAUUAUGGCUGUGAUAUAGAUGACGACGAAGGGUAUUAAACCUGUUUUGACUCUAAACGGAAAUGGUGACAGGAGCUACCUGUUGACUGUAAAGAGAACUCGUCCUAAUGUCUAAACAGAAGCUCUUCCAUUCAUCAUGGACUCUGUUUCAUUUCUCUUGACUAAUAAGCUGGUCCUAGGAUCUAUGGGCUGGCCAUUGGCUUUUGAAUACUUGAAAAGUUUCCAGAUCGUGUUAUGGAACAGGGAUUAAUAGAAACAUUGGCUCCAGAGAACAAAGGACAAGAGCUCAGCUCAAAUGUUGGCCUCUCAGAACUGGAACGUGUUCGUAGCUAACUCUUGAAUCAAGCCACCUUGGUGUGAAGGCGUACAUAGAGGAAGAGCAUAUUCAUCUCUUUCACAAGCAAGACUUGUGCUCCAGUGUUACAUCAAUCUUUCCAUACUUAAAAACAAAAUAAUAAAUAGAACUGGGGAGCAAAUGACA